This is a messenger RNA of Aspergillus luchuensis, 1164 nucleotides long. Its product is annotated as putative extracellular exo-polygalacturonase. The record is from RefSeq and is a predicted model, not a curated record. NCBI's taxonomy places the organism in Eukaryota, Fungi, Ascomycota, Eurotiomycetes, Eurotiales, Aspergillaceae. The transcript has 3 exons. Bases 1 to 1164 code for a protein of 387 amino acids. Gene Ontology annotation, molecular function: polygalacturonase activity. Gene Ontology annotation, biological process: carbohydrate metabolic process.
AUGGCGCUAUAUCGUAACAUCUUCCUUCUGGCCAGCCUUGGGCUAAGCAGUGCUGCUCCCUCCAAGGUCCAGCGAGUCCCGGAUUCUUCCCUUCACGCUCGCGCUGUCUGUACCCCAACCGCAGGAGGCAAUUCCUCCACCGACGAUGUCCCCGCCAUCACUGAGGCCCUCAGCUCGUGCGGAAAUGGCGGCACCAUUGUCUUCCCCGAGGGCAGCACAUACUACCUCAACAGUGUGCUGGACUUGAGCAGCUGCAGUGAUUGCGACAUCCAGGUGGAAGGCCUUCUGAAGUUCGCUAGCGAUACCGACUACUGGAGCGGUCGCACUGCCAUGAUCAGUGUUUCCGAUGUAGAUGGUUUGAAACUGCGCUCAUUGACUGGGUCUGGUGUCAUUGAUGGAAAUGGCCAGGAUGCGUGGGACCUCUUUGCUUCGGACAGUAGUUACUCACGCCCAACGCUCUUGUACAUCACUGGCGGCAGCAACCUGGAAAUCUCCGGGCUGCGUCAGAAGAAUCCCCCUAACGUGUUCAACUCGGUCAAGGGUGGCGCCACUAACGUUGUCUUCUCGAACUUGAAGAUGGAUGCCAACUCCAAGUCGGACAAUCCGCCCAAGAACACCGAUGGGUUCGAUAUUGGCGAGAGUACCUACGUGACCAUCACCGAGGUCACCGUAGUCAACGAUGAUGACUGUGUCGCCUUCAAGCCCAGUUCCAACUACGUGACCGUGGACACGAUCAGCUGCACGGGCUCCCAUGGCAUUUCCGUGGGAUCGCUGGGCAAGUCAAGCGAUGACUCGGUCAAGAACAUUUAUGUCACGGGCGCAACUAUGAUCAACUCCACCAAAGCCGCCGGGAUCAAGACUUAUCCGAGUGGAGGUGACCACGGUACCUCCACGAUCCAGAGCUGCUACGGCGAGGACGAUGACUAUUGCGAGGAAAACCCGGGCAACGCCAAACUGACGGAUAUUGUCGUGUCGAGCUUCAGUGGCACAACCAGCGACAAGUACGACCCGGUUGUGGCCAACCUUGACUGCGGUGCGGAUGGAACGUGUGGCAUCUCCAUCAGUGGGUUCGACGUCAAGGCGCCAUCGGGCAAGUCUGAAGUGUUGUGCGCCAACACCCCGUCUGACUUGGGCGUCACUUGCACUUCGGGAGCUUCGGGCUAA